AAUGAAAAAGUGCUUUUUUCGUAUUUCCGAACAUUUUACGGACACUUUAGUUACCUUCGAGAAACUUCGAAUCAAAUCAAUUAGAUAUCAUUUUAUAGUUCUCGCUUUGCUCUAUCGACGGAUAUACAAAAGAGAGCGACUUACAUGAAAAAACAUGUCAAACAAUUCUAAGCAUAGUUCAGUUGUAGGCUAUAGAACCAUGCAAGAGAGCGACAUACUACUUCUCAUGAUUAAUCUCUUUAAUGAAAUAAUACUGAAACAAUAGUGCUUCUUAUAUGCUAUAACAUAUAAUUAAAUACUCUUUCUAAUCAGUGUAAAGUGAGUUUAGUUCAUAGCGUGAAGAUUCUAUAUGAUAAGCUAAUAUUAAACAAGUACGGGUCCAAUGAAAGUCGAAUACUUCUUUUGUGGAUAAUUGAUCGUGAAAGUGACCUGUAAUUCUCAGAAUUUCACUUAAAUUCAUAAUGAAAACAUUCACCUCAUUUUUCUACAUAGGUUCACCAAUAAAUUGACUUCAUGAAUUUUUGAGUCCCUUGAUGCGAAAAAUACAUGUUUCAAAAGUCUUACUAAGAGAGAUUGAAAGGUUCAUAGGAAGGAGGAGUUGGGCCACCCUGACUUCACGUCACUGGAACAAAUUAUGGCUUGCUCUGACAAUACUUCAUUCGUACUUGGGGCUACCGAAGUCUCCUUUUUUCCUCUUGUCAUAGAGUGCAUGUCUGGAUCAGGACGAAGAGCCUCAUCUUCACACGAAGCACUAUGAAAUAUAUGCAAACAUAUGUAUGCUGCAAAAAAUGGUAACAUUCGAUGAUCUUUUAUCAAAAUAAAGCAUCUGUACAUUUAUAUUUCGUAAUAAAUACUAUAAAGGAUGGCCAAAAAGUGUCGACCCCUCUCAGUAAAUUGAUAAUACCUAUGACAAAUCUGUAUACGGUUAAUUGGUCGAAACAUGUGAUUUUCUUGAGAAUGAUUCAAGCUAUCAUCUGAAAAAACAUACCCUCGAAUACCAUAAAUGCAGUACAAUAUUAUGACCAUUCUACUAAUCUUGAAUGAAUAUUUUUAUAUAAAACUUUUUGAGAAAAAUCUUUAAAAAAUUAUUUUUUUAAUAGCAGCUGUAUCUUUUGUUUCUGCCCACAAAGAUUUUUUUAUAAGACUAAUAAUUUCAAUGAAUUGAUAUUUAUUAUAUAAGCUGAUUAUCAUUGCACUUUUAUAAAACUUCAUAUUGACAGUCUUAUCUUAUGAAGUUUACUGUUUCCAAUUUGUUUUCUGAUAUGCUAAUUGCUUGACUUUAUCUUUCCGACAGCUUUACAGUAUUUCACAGUAAGAUAGACGGAAUAUAACCAAUAAAAAACUUGUAAGGUAUCAUUCAACAAAAUUCAAAUAAAUAUAAAGAUGUCAAGCGGAAAAUUAUUGCUACAUCAACAAAUUUUUAUGUAGAAAAAUAUGAGAAAAUGAUUACCAGUAUUUCAAAAAGGUUGAAAACAAAGUUAAUACAUUACAAAAUUUCUUUAUUGAUAUUUAUACAAAUAUCAAUCUGAUAAACAUAUAAAUCAUUUUAAUAUUUUAUUGAAGAAAGUUUUUUAAUUUUUCUUUAAAAGUGUAAGAUAAGAAUAUUUAUUCACAGCUAGUCAAAUGAUCAUAAUAUUAUACUACAUUUAUGCAUUUGGAAAUGUCCUUUUUUUCAGAUGAUGCCUCGAAUCAUCCACUGCAAAAUUACAUAUGUUGAUCAGUUAUCAUGUAUAUGUUUGUCAUAGAUAUCAUCGAUGUACUGACUGGUGCAGACACUAUUUGACUAUUCUUUAGUAAUUGAAUUUUUUAAUGAAAAGAUUAUUAUCAACAAAGAUAAGAACUCUCUAUGGUAACAUUUACGCAUACUUAUCUAUUCUAAGUGUCUAAGAAAUUAAAAAUCAUUAAUGUUCAAUUGUAUUUCAAAUUUAAUGUAAUAAAAGAAAAAUACUUUUUUGUCAAAAACUGUUUUCAUUUUUGUUAGUUGAAAAAUUUCCUAGGUUCUAAAAAAUUCUUUAUAUAUCUAUAAUUUCGAAAGGAACCAUAGUAAAUAUCAUCUAGCAAAAACCUUUUUUUGUGAGACUUUGAGUGUGUACAUUGUUAUUUUGCUGAUAGUCAUCAUAGUGAUAUAACCAAGGACUGUUAGUCUAUAAAAGACUACGAAACUUUUUUCUUUCUGUUUACAAUCAGGUUACUUCGAUAAUAAGCAUGGAUUCGAGACCUACACUGUUUCAUAACGGUAAUGACGAUAACAAUUCACAGCAGUAGUCAAAAGGGCGAAUAUUUUUAGCAGAACAACAGCUCACCACGGAAAUACCAUAUAGCUUUGUUUUAGGAAAUCGUCUUUCAGCAGCACAACCUAACAAUCAACAAGGUCAAUGGUAUACAACUCCUGCCUAUCAACAAACAAAUAAUGUCAAUUAUGAGGUAGAAUUACUUAAACACCUAUCGAGCGAUUUCGGCGACUUACUCAAUCGAUCGAAUCUUAGUGAUUGUUUGCUUAAAAUUAAUGAUACUUACAUGGCUGUUCAUCGAUGUGUUCUUGCUGCUCGUUCAAAUACUUUUUCUGCUAUUAUGUCGGGCAAUAACAGUCGACUUGAUCCUGAUAUAAAAAAAGGACUUGAAACAUUUGUGAAGGAUGAUAAAUUAAUAAUUUCUAUUGGUAAAACUUCUCUCGAAACAAUGAAACAAGUUAUUAUAUUUAUGUAUACAGCUAAAUGUCAACUAGAUGAACGCAAUGCAUACGGCCUUCUUGAUGCUGCUGGUCGAUAUGAUAUUAAAAGUUUAAAAGAAUAUACUUCUCAAUUUCUUGUUAAUGAUAUUAAAAUAGAUAAUGUCUUGAAGUAUUUAGGAAUUGCAUAUAAAUACGAUAGUAAAUUACUUACACAAAAAUGUAUUGAUUAUUUUAUUGAUAAUGGCAGAGAAGUAAUGGAUAGGAAGGAAUUGUGGGAAAGCUUCUCUAAGGAUCACAAAGGGAUUGUUGCUGACCUUGUUUAUUGGACUGUUAAUAAAGACGAAUACCGCCAAGAAAUAGCUCAACCGCAGUUACAUUCGCAAUGGUAA
Molecule: messenger RNA, 3060 nt
Organism: Rotaria sp. Silwood2
Lineage: Eukaryota; Metazoa; Rotifera; Eurotatoria; Philodinida; Philodinidae
Source: the annotation of a GenBank genome assembly